Messenger RNA from Paralichthys olivaceus (Japanese flounder), 6451 nucleotides. RefSeq names its product BEN domain containing 5 (gene bend5). Gene Ontology annotation, biological process: negative regulation of DNA-templated transcription. Gene Ontology annotation, molecular function: DNA binding. NCBI's taxonomy places the organism in Eukaryota, Metazoa, Chordata, Actinopteri, Pleuronectiformes, Paralichthyidae. The record is from RefSeq and is a predicted model, not a curated record.
GCAGAUUUUUUUACACUCACUGUGUCGCGUUGCCUGAGUUAGCGCUUUCGUUUCUACUGGGUAGUGCUGGUUGUUUCGCUAAAUACGUGGCAUGCAACAUUAGCCAGUCACAUCGGUUGUUUACAACAUGAAGCUAGCUGCCUGCUAGCUCCGUGUGUAUUUGUUCCGCGUUAGCAUGUUAGCGUUGACGCGCUCGUUAACUGCGUGCACACGCAGAGAUGUCGCUACAUGUUAAACACAUCUGACAGUCCGCGGAUGAUCCACUGACAUUUCUGCACAGAUUUGGUCAAUGUGCUGGAGACGUCAGCCAGGGGCUGCGGUGGGUUUGCGGUUAGCCGGUUAGCUUGGCUGGGCUUAUCUUUCGGUCUGAGCCACAGAGUGGAUGCAGCGCUGCAGUCAUCGCCGCGUCGAGGACACAUCCGUGCACACAACAUAUAGAUACAGUAGAGGAAUUUGAAGACAGUAUAAUGCAAAAGAAGAUGAAAAUUCCCAAGAUGUCCAUCGAGAAUUCAGGAAACUCUAUUGAGAACAAUUUUGGAGAAGAGAGGUUGCCACUCAGGCAUAAAAAGGCCCUGUCUCAGGACCAUGGACGCCCGCUGUCUAACUCAUCCAAGAGCCUUGCAGCAGUAGUGGCUCGCCUUGAGAGAAAUGCAGCCAGCUCCUGUAUGGAGGGUGAAGAGGACCUGGAUGAGGACCGGCUUGCUGAGGAGGUAGAGGAUGCAGAAGAUGAAGAUGAAGAUAUGGAGGCAGAACAUCAGCAACAUCAUCACCAGCAGCAGCAGCAGCAACAGCAGCAUUUGGAGGUGGAUACAGAUUGUGUGUCAGAGGUAGCUGCAGCUGUGGUUCCUAGAGUCUUGUAUGAAGAGCUGGUUCACAGCUACAGGCAACAGGAGGAGGAGAUGAGGAGGCUGCAGCAGGAGCUGGAGAGAACCCGCAGACAGCUCGUACAGCAGGCCAAGAAGCUGAAGGAAUAUGGCAGCUUGCUGACAGAGGUCAAAGAACUGAGGGACUUCAACAGGAGGCUGCAAGACGUACUUCUUAUGAGAUUGGGCAGCGAGCCUAUGCAUGACAAUGGCACUCAGACAAUCAAGGCUGAAGUGGUUGAGCCCAUUGUUGACACCCAAGAGACAUGCAGAGAAGAAGCCAACACCAGUUCCAGCUACUCACCCUCACCUAGAACAGUAUACACCUGCAAUGAUGGAAAGGUACACCUUGGUGGUGGAAUUUGGGUUGAAGAGGAGAAAUGGCACCAGCUCCAGCGGACCCAGGGAGACUCCAAGUUCACAAAGAACUUGGCUGUAAUGAUCUGGGGCACAGAAACCCUCAAAAACCGCAGUGUCACAGGAGUGGCCACCAAAAAGAAGAAAGAUGCUCUGCCCAAACCUCCACUGUCACCCAGCAAGCUGAAAAUCGUCAGAGAGUGUCUGUACGACAGAGUGUCUCAAGAGACAGCCGACAGUGCAGAGAUUACGCAGAGAUUAUCCAAAGUGAACAAAUACAUUUGUGAAAAGAUAAUGGACAUCAACAAGUCCAUCAAGAACGAGGAGCGGCGGGAGUCCAAGCUGCUCAUCAGACAGACAGUCAAGAUGGAGAACUUCACCUACGAUGGCAUGUAGUGAUCAACUGUUGUCACACCAGCGCCUUCUGCCCCCAGUGGUUCACAGGAUAUUUAGGGGACUCUGAUAUGGGUGGUUGGGGGAUAUUUAUAACAGUUUCAGGAGUUGUUUUACUUUGACACAUUGGAUUGGUUAUUAUGUGAAAUCUUUACACAAAUAGACCUCUUCCCACCUCCCAACAGAACCAUUACCUUCCUCAGUGCCCAGUUUCCUCAUUGGCUGACAGACAGCUUUACCCAGCAGUCAGAAGUUGAACAUAUGUGGAUCAGUUUAAUAAGAGCUGGUGUGAGUGUUUUUGUUGUUUUGUUUCAAAUUUAUCGUGGAAUUGGUACAGAGACAUGGUUUAUUGAGGUGUAUGCAUUUGUGUCAAAGGAGAGAUAAGAUGUGAUUGUGAAAUUAAUUUAUUGUUCUGUGUCAGAACAUAAUCUUGCGUCAUUAAACUUUUAAAAAGUAAGAGGUUAUUUCCCUAGACAAAGUCUUCUGAUGCUAUAAAGAUGAUGAUGCUAGCUUGCAUUAGAUUUUAGACAUGUUCGGAUGUUUGGUGACGACCCUAUCACCGUGGAUACUUACUUACUGAUGGUACUUAAUGCAUAGAAUGCAACAUUGUCAUCUCAAAUGUUUAAGUCUUAAUUGGUAACAGCCAUAUAACAUUUUGCAACAAUUUUGUUGCUCCGUGAGCUGAGUGAGUGUGUGCACCCCCUUAAAAUGUAGGUCAAUCACAACAAAUCCCUUUAUUAAGAUGAGGGCUUACAGGGAUUUAAUAGGAAGAAUGACUCUAAUGAAGAGUCUAUGGAGUGCUAUGUUUGUUUUGUUUUAUAUGUUGACCUUUUAGUGGUGAACAUUUGCCAUCACUGAGAGAGCACAAGGAGAGAGGGUUUGAUGGCAUUUUGCUGCGUUACUCUUAAUCAAACAUGUCACUUUCAGACGAUCUGACUGUUUAAUGAGUUGUAGUGAUACAGGCAUGUUGAUGCCGAGAAAGGCCUUAAAAUGGAUUUGGCAAUCACCAGGGGACCUGUAUGCCCCUGGGUUUUCUAGUAAGCUGUGAUUGUAGAUGUAUAGUAAGCUCAAGGGAUGAAGCUUCACCUGCACUUUGCUGUGAGAAUGUAAGUGAUGGCUAGGUACUAUUUUUCUGUGUGAUUCACGCUGUUGAUCUGAGCCGGGCAACUUUCUGCCCCCUCCCCCCAUCCCGCUAAAAAAUGCCCGCCUGCUCGGGACAGCGCGGGUGAGAAAAUCAGAGUGCAGCUCUGCGCGGCUCAGGUCAUCUUUGUGUGGAAGCAGUGUUAGCUGUGGGUAAAGCUGUCUGAAAAACUGUUGCGCUGUUGAAGUUGUGUGGGCCUGCUGAACCCUAUAAUAACCCCCUGUUUUUUAUGCCAUGCCACCGUGGAACAAAGUAAGGUCGCUCCAGUGACAGCUUCCUCUGAGCUAUGCCAUCAGAACUUUGAAAAUUGUCCUUUUUUCUUAUGUUUUUUUUAUGUUUUUUUUUUUCUCUCUCCGGUUGUUUUAUUGUUUUGAUCCAAAAAGGUUUGUGUGGCUGUCUGCAGGCUGGAACUAAAAUGCUGCAGAUUGAAAUCUCAACUGUGACCUAUAGCUGUGGCUAACUGUGAAUCUGCUGCAGAGCUGCCCAUCAAGCCUCUCUCUUCUUCACACUCUAGAUUCUUGUUUGUCGGUUGGUUUAUUUCUCUCUAUCAUUUUGUCUGUCUUGUUUUAUUUUUGUUAUCCCAACAGUUCAGAUCAGACUUUUGUUAAGCUACCUUAUGUUUUGAGGAUAUUUUAGUGUACAUAAAACACAUCUUUUUAUUUUUUCCACCAAACAUGGAUGUUUCAGUUUCUAUUAAUAUUUUCCUGUUACGGUUUUAAGGUUCUGGUCAAGUUUUGGUUUAAAUACUAAUAUAUGUUGUAAUUCCAUAUUACCUAACAAUUUCUUGAUUCUUUUUAUGGUUCUGUAUUUUUCUUAGUUUUUUAUUCGUAUGAAUUGUUGGCUUUAAGCUUGAUAUUGUAUCCAAACGUAGAUCAAUGGAAUCUACAAAAAAUUUAAAAUGAAUCUCCCUUUUUUAGCCAAAGUGAUCUCUAUGAAACGAGAUAGUUUCCAUAACAAAAUUUUUGACAGAGCCCAGACAUUAAGCUUCAUUCACAACGUGGUAUUUGAUGCCUCGUUUAGAAUCUAGCCUCUAAAUAUCUGCCACAGUAAGGUGAAAAUCAAUAUUGUUAAACUGUUGUACUCUAGCAAUUCGAUUGACACAAAUCAUUUACAUGGAAUGCACUUUAGACCUCUGGGCAGUUUCUUCAAUCCUAAAGAAAUGCAUUUGUGGUAUUUGUCCUUUUUUAAAUGUCUAUAUAGAUUAAGGCCUAACAAUCAUUGCAUUAUCAUGGAGCACCUUAGAACAUUUUGGUUUUGGUUUUUAUGGAAAGAAUAAGACAUGAGGUUUUCUCAGUCAGAUAUGCCCCUGACAUGCCAAAGCUCCUAGCAAGCUUCAUAGAUUUAAUAUUUCCAAAGAGAAUUUUGAAUCUUUUGGGCACUUACAAAACCAGAUGUCCAUGAGUGAGAUGAUGUUGAAACUGGAUUCCAUAUCUCAAUCAUGGCCUCAUGAACAAUAGAUGGCUCACUUGACAAAUUGACAAGCAAAAGCCAACAACUCUUUUAUCAACAUGAUCAGUUUUCAACCAAAACAAUUGUCACCGAUCUUAAGAUAUUUACCUAUGAAAUGUGCAAGAUGACUGGAAUAUGUGCUUUAACUUGUUGUGUCAAGAUGCUGGUUAUGUGUAGAUAAGACUUAUUAUAUGGAGAUGAUUGUGUAUUUUUACAAAUGAGUGGUAAUUGUAAGCCAAACCAUUGAAAGCUGAGAUCAAGGUAAAGAAGGGGGGUGAUGCUGACUGAGCAAUCAGCAGGGUUUGCACAAAAAAUGGCUCAUGCCAAGCUAAGAGCUUAGUGAAUCUUAAGCCACCAAAAUAGUGACACGUUAUUGAUAUAUUUUUUUGAGUUCCUAAAAAAGUCUCCUCUUUUAGUGUCCUUUAGUUUUCCCCUGUACAAAGGAACAUGUGAGAUGUGUGUGUGCGAGCAUGUAUUUAAAAUACAUGCCAUUUAAAAGAAAAAAGAUUUCUGCUGUGCAAAGCAACCUUGCUGAAAAGUCUGACACAUUGUUGUGUAUCGUGUUUGUGUUUGUUUCUUUGUUGUUUGAUGCCAAAAGGGGGUGUGGUUUCAAAGGCUGGUUUCCUGGAGCGUGAUUACGACUAAUCCUUUAACUAAAACCAUCUUCAGUGGAUGAAAGCUGCAUGGAAAUACUGUUUUUAACCCAGAUUUGGCUUCAUCUGUGAUGACAAGGCCAAUCUCUAUCAAAUGUACCAAGUCACUUGUAGAGGAGCAGUUUGGGAUUUAGCAGCAUAUUAGUAACAUACACCAACACAUAACCUGGCAGAUCCAUCAAUGGAUACUGUCGGCUAGUGUGUCUCUGUAACAGCACCAGACCUUCCAGUACUCUCACUGUCACUCAAGUAGAGAUAGGAAGAAAGUGUAACUUCGCAGGAUCUGUGAUCCUCUUCCUGUGCCGCCUUUAGGUCGUAACUCUCCUGACAUUUAUAUGGAGUAGAUUUUAAAAUACUUAUCAAGACAAUAGCAGAUCCUCCUCCUAGCUUGGUGUUUUGGGGUAUGUUGUGAACAACUUUCAAAGCUCUAGAAGUAAGAGAGCUUAUGUUGCUUUUUGACAGUUUCAUUGGGAAAAGAGAUCAGUUUCUAGCUUCACUGUGUGGAACAAGAUAAAUGGCAUCUCACAGUUUUUGCAACCAAGGGUUCACAAGAGCCAUUAGUGUUUGAGCCUCAGAUACAAUGUCCCACUUACUUCUAAAUGAGACAAAUGAGAGGAACACAUUGCUAGGUCUAUAUUUUUCUUAAGGUUAUCAGUAACUUUGUAUACAAUCCACAAACCGGUUCUACUUCAUCUAACUUCACCGUCCUACCUCAUUGUUACUCUGGUGUUUGUUUGUCAGUGACUGUAAACUAUGUGUGUAUAUUAAAAAAAUCUAUAGGAAAAGGUAUAUCUGGUUACUCUCAACAUGUAUAGCAUAUAAAAGUUGUAAAACACCUUAGUACAGAAAUAUCAUUCUUAAGAGAAAUCAGUUUUAUUACGAGCUUAAAGAUGCUGCUGUAAAGGGGUGUCUGCGUGAGGGGUCGUCUCAGAAUAUAUAUACCUUCGCUCUUUGCUAUGUCGUGCAGUUGAUCAGUGGUUGUGUUCUGUCUCUGUAUUGCAUUCUGAGAUUUUUACUGGUUGACGGUGCUACCAGCAAACAGUUCAAAAACUGAUCUAUUGGACCUCAAAUGGUGCUGUUUUCUAUGUUUUUAUCCUCAUACAGCUAUGUUUUAUUCAGGUGUGUCAACCGCCACUAUCCCCUCAGCUAAUCAAAUUUUAAGCCAAAAUAUUUCGCAAAACCAGUAACCCUGCUAUUACUGUAUCAACUAUAUGCUAUCCAUCCAAAUAUUGUAGAUAGUGAAUAUAUCCUCAGCUGUGAGUUUCAGAAGUACCUCAGAACUUGCUUAUUUUCAAUGGAUGCAUCUGCUUCUAGGACCUGUGGUCUACCAAUAUCACAUUGUUGCAGUGUAUUUUUCAGAUAUAUGCAUUUUUAAUGGUUAGAUCAGGUUACACUAUAGAUAUAGUACGUGAUUAUUAACUCACACUCAAACGACUGAUAAACCUAAAAGAUACCACUGUUCACUGGUUUCAUGCCAGGUUGUCAAAGGAAUUCUCAGUUGGAACGGGAAAUGUAUGUUACAGUAGAAGAUGUCCUCAGCUAAGUAUAUAUACAUAUAUAUACUUUGAGUCAAGCUUAGUUGUUUUACAGGAGAC